Messenger RNA from Colletotrichum navitas, 2301 nucleotides. Its product is annotated as major facilitator superfamily transporter. The transcript has 5 exons. Gene Ontology annotation, biological process: biotin import across plasma membrane. Gene Ontology annotation, cellular component: plasma membrane. The record is from RefSeq and is a predicted model, not a curated record. NCBI's taxonomy places the organism in Eukaryota, Fungi, Ascomycota, Sordariomycetes, Glomerellales, Glomerellaceae. Bases 402 to 2039 code for a protein of 545 amino acids. Gene Ontology annotation, molecular function: solute:proton symporter activity; dethiobiotin transmembrane transporter activity; biotin transmembrane transporter activity.
GCUGGGCAGCUCCCUAGUGUGCAUCGCUCUCUCCCUCGGAAGAAUGACACGACCUACCUAGGCAAGAACCGCCCGGUGAAAAAGCCCUCUAGCCGCUAUUCGAGAGGUGCCCCACUAUCAGCGAGGAAGCCAAGCGUGCGAAGUGACGCUUUUCACAAAAUAAAACUAAAACCAUCGCGUGAUAUUAUCUACCGCUCGUCCGGAACAUUGGUUCUGAUUUUCCCCAUCACACUUGAUCGUCCAUCUCAACGCACAUCUCACGCCAGUUGUUGCUUUCUCUGCACACGCAAAUUCGAGCCCACUGGAACAAUAUCCAUUAGUGACCUUCAUUUCCCCAUCCUCCUGUGAGAGUGGCCAGAAAAAGACUUGUAGCACGCACCCCCAUUGCUUCGUAGUCAAGUAUGGCUUCCCUACAUGGAGAGGCGCAUGUCGCCGAUGCUAAGCAACCCAAUGUGUUCAGCAUUGCGGCUUCCUCGUCGGGCAUCGCCACUCCAGCUGGUCCAUCGCAUCAGGAGGAGGAAGAGUAUGAUGCCGAGACGGUCGAGAAGGUCUACAGGAAGCUCGACCUUCGCAUCAUUCCAGCUUUUUGGUGUCUUUACUUCGUCUGUUCGGCUAUCAGAUCCAACAUCGGUAUCGCGCAGACCAUGAACGCAGCACAGGGCCAUGACUUGAUGGCAAUUCUCGGUCUGACGGCUCGGGAUACUUCAACUGCUUUGGCUCUCUUCUACGUGGCAUAUGUCAUAUUUGACUGUCCUUCAAAUCUCGUCAUGGCCAAGUUAAGCCCCCGAAUCUGGAUGGCUCGCAUUGUUAUUGCGACUGGUAUCAUUGGCACCUGUUUCGCUGCCGUUCAGAGUGCCUGGAGUCUCAAGCUACUUCGGUUCUUGCUGGGUGUAGUCAUUGCAGGCAUGUGGCCAGGAAUGUCUUAUUACCUGACCUUGUUCUACCCGCCCUCCCGGACGGGCAAGAGAAUCGGCAUGUACUUUACAGCUGCCCAGCUCUCAGCUGCCGUCGUUGGUCUCGUGUCUGCCGGCUUUCAGCUCAUGGAUGGCCUCGGAGGCCUGGUUGGUUUCCGCUGGAUGUUUCUCAUCUACGGACUGGUCGCCGUUGUGCUUGGUUUCUCUUUGCUUUGGUGGCUUCCUGACCGUCCCCUCCCCCCUGGCCAGAAGCGACAACGAUCGAGCUGGCUGAAAUGGCUUCCACCCACUCCAGAAGCGCUCUCCGGCCAGGACGCUGUCAUUCACUACCAUGAACUUCGUAGGGUCUACCACCCUAGACCCUGGACCCUCAGAGAUCUGGUCAGGGUUCUCAUCGAUUGGCGUCUUUGGCCUCUAACCUUUAUGUAUUUCGGAGUCGUUGGCGUCGGUAUCGGAACUCAACUUUACGGGUCCGUUAUCAUUCGCUCCAUAGUUCCCACGGCAUCAAGCAUUGAAAUCAGCUUGCUCUUUGCCCCUAUCUGGAUCAUGGAUCUGAUUGCGAUUCUACUGGUGAUGCCAAUUUCUGAUCGCUUCCACCGCCACCGACCUUUCAUCUUCUCGGCCGCUGUGUGCAUCCAGAUCACUGGCCUGCUCGUUGUAACUUUUGCCCUUGACAACGGAUGGGCCCGAUAUGGCGGACUUUUGAUGGUCGGGUUCGGCCUGGGCCCAACAGUCCCCAACUGCAUGACUUGGACAAAUGAGAUCUUCCAACGUCGCCAUGGCGAGGUCGGGGUUGCGGCCGCUACUGCCUUGGUGUCCGGUCUUGGAAAUCUCGGAAGUAUCGUUACUACUUACGCCCUUUACACGGGAUGGCCAGAGGACGCUGCCAAGGGCCGUUACCAGUACCGUCGCAGCAACUACGCAAUGAUCGGCAUCCUCUGCUUGAGCAUUCUCAGCAGCUUCGCCAUGUUCUUCUUGCUGAAAAUCCUGGGUAACGAGCCCGCGAACAAGAUCUCAAACACGUACUCGUCCUCCGAGAUUGAGGAUGGUGCCGCCAGACGUGAGGCCCGAGAACGGGGUUUCGGAAACCUACUCCCUCGGAACCGUCAACGCCAGGAAGCCUGAAAGGCUUCCAAACGGACGUUAGGUUGACCACCAACUGAAGCAAAGCAACGCACCAGGUAAUCCAACAGCCAGCCGACAAUGAAUCCGACGUCCUACUCAUGAGCAUUUUAACCUGCCAAUUUUUUUCUCCAUGCCAUUCAUUGCCUGGCAUUUCUUCUUCUUCUUCUUCUUUUUCUUUUUUCUUUUAUUUGACAAAUCAUAAAAACUUACUGCAAAUACUCAUUCAAAGUUUGAAUAUGCGUUUCGUCCGAGGAAAGGCUCG